This is a messenger RNA of Macadamia integrifolia, 1515 nucleotides long. Its product is annotated as DAR GTPase 2, mitochondrial. The record is from RefSeq and is a predicted model, not a curated record. Gene Ontology annotation, molecular function: GTP binding; GTPase activity. Gene Ontology annotation, cellular component: mitochondrion. NCBI's taxonomy places the organism in Eukaryota, Viridiplantae, Streptophyta, Magnoliopsida, Proteales, Proteaceae. The transcript has 10 exons. The coding region runs from base 217 to 1269 and encodes 350 amino acids.
UAUUUCUCUCUGUGUUUGAUUCCUAGCAUGAUAAGGACGAAAAAGUCCUCUUAAAUAUCCGUGUUAACUCACUAAUGGAUCAAGUAUUCAAUCUGCUCGGUGAAAUUUCUGAGUGGUUCUUUCAUAGCCCUUUGCAGUUCUGGAAGAAAAUUAGUGUACAAUGAGAUUCCAAUUUCGUCAGCAUAUGAAGACCUGAGGCAUUUUUCAUCUUCCUCAAUGCAUAUCAUAGUGUUGAACAAGAUGGACCUUGCUGAUCGCUUGCAAACACAGGCACCUAAGAUACUCGGCAAAGAUACGCGUGGACAGGAACUCAACGAAAAGGCAUCAGAUUCGGGUAUCAAGGCACCUAAGAUACUAAGCAAAGAUACCCGUGGACGGGAACUCAACAAAAAGGCAUCAGAUUUGGGUAUCAAGAAGUGGCUGGAGUAUUUUGGGGAACAAAACUGCAUUUGCUAUGGAAUCAAUUCACAUAACAAGGAUAAUAUAAAAGUGUUUCUGAACUUUCUACAAGCUCGAGUCAGAGAAUUGAACAAGCUUGGUCAGCCUAAACAUACCAUAACUAUGAUGCUAGUUGGAAUUCCCAAUGUUGGUAAGUCAGCUCUUGCCAACUCUCUCCAUCAAAUUGGGCGGAUCAGUGCUGCAGAGAAGGGAAGGCUGAAGCAUGCAAUAGUGAGUCCAGUGGCAGGUGAAACAAAAGACAUCAGCAGUCUAAAGAUUGCAAGUCAUCCCAACAUUUAUGUCUUGGACACACCUGGUGUGUUGCCUACUGAGAUUCUUGAUGCUGAAGUGGGUGCUAAACUAGCUUUAACUGGAGCUAUUAAGGAUUGUUUAGUUGAGGAACAAGAACUUGCUCGGUAUUUUCUAGCUAUCUUGAACUCAAGUGAUGCGUACAAGGACUGGAAGAACUUGCCUAGCGAGGAGGUUGAAAGAUCAUCUGAAGACCACAAAGCGAAGCUCUUAGGAAUCCAUGAGGCAGACAUAAGGAGACGCAAGCAAUAUCCCACAGAUCACACACAGGAUUUUGUUGUACGGUCUGUUCGAAGAACCCUUUUUGAGACAGUUUCUUCAUUCAAGGAAAAUCUGGAAAAUGAAGAGAAGAUGGGCAAGCUGAUUGAAGCUCAGUUUGUGGCCUUGCGGGAAGUUUUUCAUGUGCCUUUGGGAUCAGAUGAGGAUGGAAUAUAUAAAGUUGCAAAGAAGCUACUCAAUCUAUAUCGAACUGGUAGACUUGGUCAUUAUACUUUGGAUGAUAUUCUGAGGAAUGGUCACUAGCCCAUUUUCCAUGUAGUUAUAAUGGUCCCUGCACAGAAAGAAGGAAUAAAUUUUACCCUAAAAAUAUGAGCAAUAAAAUUUAUACGAGUUUGUGAAAAAUCAGUUUGAAAAAUAAUACAAGUUUAUGUUUUGAUAAGUUAGCUAACCUACACUUUCAAAAAAUGUGGAUUAUUUAGUACGAUGCAUUGAUAUAUAAGACCAGAAUCCUAUAAAAUUUGAGACAAGAAGAUUGAUGCACUUAAAUUA